Dissoconium aciculare CBS 342.82 is the source of this 1173-nucleotide messenger RNA. RefSeq lists its product as uncharacterized. The transcript has a single exon. The record is from RefSeq and is a predicted model, not a curated record. NCBI's taxonomy places the organism in Eukaryota, Fungi, Ascomycota, Dothideomycetes, Mycosphaerellales, Dissoconiaceae. The coding region runs from base 1 to 1173 and encodes 390 amino acids.
AUGAUUACACAAGAACGGUUCCAGCAUUGGUUUUCGAAUGCUCGGAAGAUCUUCGAGCCCACUUCCAACAACGAAUGUAACGCGACUCUUGCCGAGUAUCGCAAAGCCUAUGCGAGUACAUCAAACCAUGUCGACAACAAUCUCGGUCUCUACAGCUCGCCGACAUACGCAACUUGUCGCGAACAUGUCUCAUGUAUCCUCGACAAUACGAGCGAGUAUAGCAAGGCAACACUUUCGACUGGAACUGCCCUCCUCGGUUUAAUGCCUCUGGUCCUUGUGGCGCUCGCACCGACUACAACGGAACUUGCACUGGUUGGAAUGUAUCGUCCGGGCCUAGGUCUGAUCCUCUCUGCAGCAUCACCCGCCGUCAUUGUGGAUCGUGUGUUCAGUUGGCAAGAUCCUGGAGAGCUGCUGAAACUAGAUCACACGGCUGGCGAUGUGCGCAAUCCGCUGAUCAUGAACAAGAGAGGCAAACGCGCCUCGCUAGUUCUCGGAAUCAUCCAGUAUCUCCUAGCUCUCGGUGCCGUGGGAAACACUGCCUUCCUCGUGAUCGAACUUUCUUUGAACGGAGUUUUAAAUUGGGGCUGCACGAUGACCUGGCCUCUCUAUGUCUGGAUUUCUCUACCGGUCAUGUUCCACAUCAUGGCCUGCGUAGGCUACUACCUCACGCUGGAUCAUUCGCGAAACCCCGACUCGACCGCCUACCUUCAAGUCUCAACCUGUCUCCCGUCCAUAGCUUCAGCAUCGAGUUUAGAGCCUCCCGUGCAGACUGGUGACAGCGGAAAGAGGCGACCUCAAUCGAAAAGGGCCGGAUACGAGGUUCGUGAAGUGGGCACAUCGAUAGCAUCACAAACGAAGUCCUGGGGAGAGCGUUUGCGACUGGAAUUCACGUCAACAGUGGGACAACUCAACGCGCAUUACCCCAGCAGGAACUGGAAGGCGCACAAUACUGAAGUUCGCAUCGGGCUCCUGCUUUGCAAUCUGUCCGGUUUCUUGAGCUUUUUCCAUCUCAUUUUCGCGAUCAUAUCGUUCUCUGGGCUACUGUUUGUUACUGCGAUUGAUGCGAUUAGCGAUAUUGGAAUGCGUCUCGCCUUGUCGGCCUUGGUUAGUCGUCUUAUUGUGCUGGUAGAGCUUGGUGGUUUGCGGGGGGGUCUUCACAAAGCAGAACAAUAG